Pseudonaja textilis is the source of this 6327-nucleotide messenger RNA. RefSeq names its product terminal nucleotidyltransferase 4A (gene TENT4A). The record is from RefSeq and is a predicted model, not a curated record. Gene Ontology annotation, cellular component: TRAMP complex; nucleolus. Gene Ontology annotation, biological process: RNA 3'-end processing; polyadenylation-dependent ncRNA catabolic process. Gene Ontology annotation, molecular function: poly(A) RNA polymerase activity; mRNA binding. NCBI's taxonomy places the organism in Eukaryota, Metazoa, Chordata, Lepidosauria, Squamata, Elapidae.
UCUUCCAGCUUUAUUCUGAAUGAUUGAUCUUUGUCUUCUCAUCUUUUGUGGGAGAUGAAUGCUUUAUAUUCAGCAUUAACAGCCUUUAUCAUGGCAUCGCUAACGGGUUAACAGACGGCAAGAAGUUCCUUGCCUAAUUCAAACUUUUCCCACCCCCCAUCUUGUAUUCUGAAAAAUCUAACACAAGUGAAGAAAAAAGGACAACCUUGCAGGCAAAACAGGCCAUUUCUCGGUCAAAUAGCUCUGUGCGAUUUAAAGGACCGCGGGAAUCGGGCUCCCAGAAUCUGUAGCUUUAAGCGACCUAGCCUUCCCCAAUUACGGUCUUCCAGAUGUAUUAGAAUCUGGCUAGAAAUUUGGGAUCUGCUAUUUCGACGCAUGUAAGGUCGUCAGAUUGAAAAAGGAAUGCAGUGAGCUGCCUUUUGCUCUUUUUGUGACAGCGUAUUGGAACGCCCUGAGCACGUUUGAAAGUUUACCUAACUUUUCACCAUCAAAGAAAGAACCGAGUUUGAAAGAACUUGUGACUGCGUUCUUCUCUAAUAGUUUCCGAUCAUUCUGGCAAAAAAAAAACCAAAAAAAAAUUCCAGCGCUUUGACCACCGAACGCUUGAAAUGCUGCUUUGCAGACGCUUUCGCCUCCAAAAGGAAGGAAUAAAAAUCGCACCCUCCGGGUUUCGUUUCCCAGCAAUCGGGCGGCCGCUCCCCCCGCACGCCUAGAAGUACUUUUCUCUUUAAUCAGGGAGGAUUGAAGAGCGCAACCCCCGUGGAAGACUGCCUCUGCGCAGGCGCAGCGUUGAUUUUAAGAAGGGGGGCCGUGAGGAGGGGCGCUGCACGGGGUCCUGUUGGUUGGCGUCGCCCGCCUCUUUCUCCAGCCGAAACGCCCCGCCUCGGAUGCCGUUGCCGCCCCUCCCCCUCUCCUUCUUCUCCUUCUCCUUCUUCUUCUCCUAUCAGGCGCGCGUCUGACGGGCCGUCGGAACCGGCUGCGAGGCAGGGCCGGAUGGAUGGAUCCCCGGGUUGCCUGGAUCCAGCCGGAGCAGAAAGGCCCCGCCAAUGCGCUCUGGAUGCAGAUCUGGGAGACCUCGCAGGGCCGGACCGGCGGCGGCUCUUCGACGUCCUCUCCGUCUUCGCCUGCCUUCCCGCCGACGGCCGCCCCCCGUUAUUCCUUUUGCCGGUUUAGCCCGGCGGCGGCGGCGGCGGCGGCGGCGCCUCCAUCGCCCAACUCCGAGGCCUCCGUUGCUGCUGGCGGACCUCUGUCAUCUCCUCAGCUGAUCUCCAAGCCGGCUUCCCUGCGCCUUCUCCCUGCCCAGAGCGCGGAAAGACGAGCGCCGCGCCUGCUGCUCCUACAGAAGGCCCCGGCGGCGUCCCUCUCUUCCUCCUCCUCCUCCUCUUCUUCCUCGGCCGAGUCUGGGGCUGACAGCCCCGGUGGUGGUUCUUCCUCGUCGCCGUCCUGCGUCCGGCCCGGACUUGGGGGGCCGCCGCCGGCCUCUGGCAAAAUCUUGGCAGGCGUCGCUGAAGCGAAUUCAACGAAGCAAGAAGAGCUGGAGGAGGGAGGAGGAGGAGGAGGAGGGCAGGCCCCGCGGGCCUCCGGCGUGGCCGUUACCGCCCCCUCCUCUCCCCAUCCCCAUUACUACCACCACCACCACCACCACUUCCACCACCACCAGUACCACCCGGGGCGCAGGAAACGAGAGAAUAAGGCCAGCACGUAUGGGAUGAACUAUCUGCUCUCGGGUGGCGGCGGUGGCGGCACCGUCCGCAGAGGGACCGGCCCAGCUGGCGAAAGCGGCCCCUGCUCUCCAGCCCAGGCCGGCUGCGCCCUCGCUCUAGGCACGCCUUGGAAAAGUAGGCAGUACAGCUCAGGUAUACAAGGGCUCCAUGAAGAAAUAAUUGACUUUUAUGACUUUAUGUCCCCAUGUCCUGAAGAAGCAGUUAUGAGACGAGAAGUUGUGAAAAGAAUAGAAACUGUCAUCAAAGAUCUUUGGCCUACAGCUGAUGUUCAGAUAUUUGGAAGUUUUAGUACAGGACUUUAUCUGCCAACAAGUGAUAUUGAUUUAGUGGUUUUUGGAAAAUGGGACAGCCCACCUCUCCAGCAGCUAGAACAAGCCCUAAGGAAACACAACGUGGCCGAGCCACAUUCGAUUAAAGUACUUGACAAAGCUACAGUACCAAUAAUUAAACUUACAGACCAGGCUACAGAGGUGAAAGUUGAUAUUAGUUUUAAUGUAGAAACUGGUGUGAAGGCAGCUCGACUUAUCAAAGACUACAUGAAGAAAUACUCAUUGCUGCCUUACUUGAUUUUAGUAUUAAAACAGUUCCUUCUUCAGAGGGAUUUGAAUGAAGUUUUUACUGGUGGAAUUAGUUCCUACAGCUUAAUUUUAAUGGCAAUUAGCUUCUUACAGUUGCACCCAAGAAUUGAUGCUCGAAGAUUUGAUGAAAAUCUAGGAAUGCUUCUAAUAGAAUUUUUUGAACUCUAUGGAAGGAAUUUUAAUUACUUAAAAACUGGUAUUAGAAUAAAAAAUGGAGGUGCCUAUAUUGCCAAAGAAGAAAUCAUGAAAACCAUGACUAAUGGAUAUCGACCAUCCAUGUUAUGCAUUGAAGAUCCCCUACUGCCUGGCAAUGAUGUUGGAAGAAGUUGUUAUGGUGCCAUGCAAGUAAAGCAGGUUUUUGACUAUGCCUACAUUGUUCUAAGCCAUGCAGUAUCACCACUUGCAAAAUCAUAUCCGAAUAGAGAUUCAGAAAGUACUUUAGGUAGAAUUAUUAAAGUGACAGAAGAAGUGAUCGACUACAGAGCAUGGAUUAAAAAAAAUUGGGGAAACAAAGCUAACUUUUCAUCUGAUCUUGAUGGUCAGCUGAAAGACAGAGAAUCAAUAUCUUCAGAGAGUGCAACCCAGAAUAGAGAUGCUGAAUUGCUUUACAACCAACCUUUGACUUUGUCAUUUACUGAUAUGCAACAAUUAUCAUCAGGUUCAUCUGCCUCUUCAGUAUCAUCUCUUUCUGGAAGUGAUGUUGAUUCUGAUACUCCACCUUGCACAACUCCUAAUAUAUACCACUUCAGCCUGCAAGCACCAUCUCCACUCACGGCUGGAAUACAUCCGGCAUUAACUAUGCCAAGUGGUAAAAAUCAGUCUGUGCCUGCAAGAGCAUUGAUUAUGGCCACGAAUAAUCAGCACAAUGGAGUGAAAUUUACUGUGAAAGGAGCUCAUAAUCAAGGCAGUGGAUACAAUUCUGCCAGUAAUGGAGCUGUAAGGCAGCCAGUUAGCAACAGAGGUCAUCACCAACACAACCGUAAUAUUUGGAGGAGAAAGAAGUACAGGGACAGUUUGCCUAUUAGCCUUAGCAGAUAAUGGCCAACUUCAGAAUCCUCUUUAGACUAAUGCAGUGUGUGUGAUACUGCUCUGGGAGGAUUUGAGACCAGCACUGAGUACAUCUGUCUGUGGAUGUUGCCAAAUAUCUGCAUCCAAUGUUUGCAUGUUUCGUGUGUGGUGGUGGAGUCCAUCUUAAAAAGAAAUAAUUGUGCUUAUCGUGAAGCCUUAUUAACUGUGGAAGUUUGUCUUCUGCCUAUCCAUGAUUAUUACAGUGCUGAAACAGCUCUGGUAAGAUUAUUGGGAGGACCAUAAACGCUGUGGCACUUUGCUGUAGCUGCAUUUGUUCAUAAUUGGUUGUUUUGUUUUCUUGGAAGGAUAAUGGGUUGCUUGAAUGUUACUUUCCAUUACAAAACUUUAUUUGUGGCAUUGUUCACCACCUUCCCAUUCCUUCUAAAAAUGGUUUUGUUGCCUUACUCACAUCAAACAUAACGUGCAAUAACUUGGAAUGUUUUAAUCAUGAAAAUCUUUAUGAAACUGAGGGUGUGCACAUAUGCACACAGAUCUGUUUAUGUCUGUAUGUGUGUGUGUGAGACAGAUAAUUUUUUUUUACAGAUCCUUUCCCAAGUUGCAUUUUCUAAGUUGGGUUCAUGUUUCUAGUGGAUUAGCUAAGCAAUCAAUUUUAACACAUCAAGCUAAUACUAUUGGAAGCUUCCUAAUUUGUAGAAGAACUGUUGGUCUGGCUUAAGUAUUUAUAAUAAUGAUUGAGUUAAAAGGCAUUUUAACUAGUUACCUUACUAGUCUGGCAUGUAAUGCUAAAUUCAAUCGUAUGAGAUAAAAUGCCAUCUAAUGCUCUUACAAAUCUCAUGUUUAGUGAGGAUCAUGUACAAAAAUUUGAAUCUUCAGCUUAUUUGCUACAGCUGGACAUAAAUUACUGUUAAAAUCAAGAUUGGUGUAUAUGUAUAUAUGUAUAUGUACAUGUACAUGUAUAAUGUAUAUGUAUAUGCAUAUUCAGAAAAGUGUCAGGGAUAUAUGUGUGUGUAUGUAAUGUGUGUGUGGUGGUGCGUGUUUAUAUAUCUCCCUGAUCCUUAACUGAAAAUUACAGAUACUGUACCAGUUCAUCAAUUAUAUUUACCUUCUGAUUGCUUGGGCCAUUGUUAAAUAAAGCAUCCAACUUGAAGAAUGUGGAGAAAGGAAUGUGUAGUGAUUCCAUUCAGGAAUCUGAUUAGCAGCCUGCAUUAGUUCUGUUGAGAGCAUCUACCUAAAAUGUAUCUUCUGGCUUCUCUAUGCAUUCUGAAGUGUUAGCCUCUUGUUUUGUAAAGACACAGCCCAUCCAGUGGUAUUGAGAUAAUCUGUACGGCAAGCAACUGAUUUAAAGAUGCAUACAGAUAUACUAUGCAAGUGUGUAUCAUCAUGGCAACAUAUUUGUUUUAUUUUAAAGCCCCAAAUUGUGUAUACAACCUACCCUGCAUUUAAAAAGUACCAUGUUUCUUAAUAUCACUUACUCCAUCUUUUUAUGCUUCCUUCCCCGCCCCUUCCCUUUGUUAAAAUACAGGUUCUUAAAAUUUGGAAAGCAUUGUGUUAAGUAAUUCUGCUUGAAGAAAUUCUGACAUCUUAAAUUGUACAUAGAAAUGAUUUUUUAAAGCAGUGAAUGUUUGACACAGAAUGGUUGAAAAUUGAUGUAGCACAUGCUAGAGAAUUUUUUUCAAAACAAAUGCAAGGCCUUUGAAUAUCAUGAGAGAAAAGAUUGCAACAUUCCAAAGCAGAGUAGCACAUAUUUUGACUACAAUUCAUCUUGAUCUAAUUUUAUCUUUUAAAUUGAUUGUAAGGUAAUCAGAAAGACAGGCAUAAAAUACAAGGUUUACUAUACUAAUCAGUAUCUGUAUGGAAAGAUAUAUAAAGUUUGCAAAUUUAAGGGAAAUAUGAACCUGAAAGUUACUGAAAACGUACAGUACGGUUGUAUCUCUACCUGCAAGUUGCCCUGUCAUACUCCUUAUCACAGAUUAUAUAUUAUUUCCUCUGGAAAUGACUCUUGAAUCUUAAAACUAUGUUCUAGAUAUACACUGGUUUUUAGGUCCCCAAUCCCAUACUGAAGCCCCUUAAGUAUGCUACCCACCUUUUAAAAAAAGCAUCUCCUCAAAAUUCCUUCUCCAAAGCAACAUUUGAUAAUAUCAACCUCUGAUUGUUAAUUCUUCAGGUGAACAGUAAUUGGAUAACAAAUAAAGAGCAAACAAACUGCGAAUUGCCAAAACUUCAGCUCUGCUUGAAAAUGGAAUCGAUGUUUUUGAUUAUUUUUCAAACCUUAUGAAAGGCUCAUAGUAGAAUUUGGUAUAGGAAGGGAUCGAAACUUGAAUAAACCAUUCAAGGGCUGAUUAUAAACCUAUAAUCGUUCUACAUGUUAGCAAUAUUGAUUCUGAAUCUACAUUAUUGAAAUAUUGAUGUUCUAAAUAGUUCCAUUCAAAAGCAGGAUAGACAUAAAAGAAGCAGAUACCAUGUUCCAUUCAGUCAUGAUUAACCAUAAAUUGCACUGGCUAUCAUGCUAGUUGUGUUCUAUGCCUCUGGAUGACUGCUAAAUAUCAUGUUCAUUUUUGUGUGUAAUAACAAUGUGGGAAGCUAAAAAUACAUAUUUUUAUGUGAAGUUUUGUAUUCUUUGAUUUUUAAUAAAUUUUCAAGGCAGGUAUGUCCGUGGUGUAAUGUAGCAUUCUUCAUCUGUCAUUGUGAUCUUUUUAUUUUCAUUCUGUUAUCACAAUUCUGUUUUAUAAUCCAAGCAAAAUUCCAUUUGAUCCAGUAUUUCAUGUAUUAGAGUGUCUAUCCAAAUCAUGCUAAGACAUUUAUAAAAAGAUAAUGAGAGAUAGCUAGCCCUUUUAGUGGUCUGAGAGAGAUUGUCUUUGAAUCUGGAUUGAGGUGGGCCAAUCAUGAUGUUACUUCAGGAUGUUACAAUCCUGAUGUUACUUUCCUUGAGGGUAAACCUCCACAAGGUUUUCUUUAAGAUUUUGGUAGCAUUUUUAUACAGUGUAACUUUGGGACUA